ACUCAUCACCACCACCACCAUCAAACCCUAGUGCAGAUCGUCUUGAAUGGUAGAAACAACUCCGAUCACCAGAGAAUUUAUGCUCUCCCAUUGCAACACCGCAAGGGCGAGCUUUCUCCUCCUCCGUCUCUCCGCUGCAUCUUCUUACAAAUUUGGCUUUUCCAAAGAAGGCUGGUACUACCAUUGCAUCGGCGUCGACCCUUGAACUCUCAUCACUGUUCUUUUUUAUUACCCUUUCUGAUUUUGAAAAUUUGAUAAAGAUGUUGUACAACAACAAGCAUAAGAAAAACCAGAAAUCGAAUACUACGAACAGGUUCCUCGUUAGCAUCACUGUCUUAGGAAGUGCUGGUCCGAUUCGUUUUGUUGUCAAAGAAGAUGAAACUGUAGCCAAUGUCAUAGAUUAUGCUCUCAAAUGCUAUGCUCGUGAAGGCAGGCUUCCACUUCUCGGAUCAGAUUCCAGCUUUUUCCUACUUUAUUGCCCUUACUCUGCCUCUGAAGCAUUCGAUCCAUGGGGGAAAAUCGGGUCAACCGGAUCAAGGAACUUUGUGUUGUCUAAGAAGUUAGAGACUCAAAACAUUGAAGACUCUGUGAUGACAACAACAAUCCGGAAGACCUCUGGGAGAUGGAAGGCUUGGCUCAACAAGUCUCUUGGCCUUAUGGUUCCUUCUCAUUAAGAUCAUGCUUUGAAAGCUUUUUUUAUGUCGAUUUCUGGAGUUCUGUUUUGGUUUUGUUGUCAGUGGAAUAAGCAUCACAACAUUUU
This is a messenger RNA of Arabidopsis arenosa, 760 nucleotides long. The record is from the annotation of a GenBank genome assembly. Lineage: Eukaryota; Viridiplantae; Streptophyta; Magnoliopsida; Brassicales; Brassicaceae.